CAUCUCCGUGAUUCCCCCAACGUGCGGUGCGUCAGCAGUCUGUUUUCAGAUUAUCUGAUACUUGUCUGUACUUGUAUGCAACGUUACAGCAUAUAAUACUGUUGAACAGUUAGGAGUGGUUGUAAGAAUACCAAACUGCGAAAAAUUAGAAUGGCGUCUGUGGCGACAGGGUGGAGUUUUCCGGAAGAUUCGAUGUCCUGUGGGAUCUGUCUACAGCCGUUCAAACUGCCAAAAAUCCUACCGUGCGGACAUACCUUCUGUGAAGAGUGUCUCGUGGAGGCAGCUAGAGGGGGUCUUCGCUGCCCCACCUGCCGCAAUGUUGUACCGAUAAAGGGUGGCGUCGCAGCCUUACCCAACAACUACCAAGUCGCAGAAAUGUGCCAGAAGUUCUCCGAGCUAGCAGCCGCCCGGGAUGCCACACAACAGUGGGACGCUGCCUGCAAAAAUCAUCCGACAGAGAAGCUCCGACUCUUCUGUCAAACCUGCGAGGAACCUGUCUGCAACGAGUGCCUGGACGACAGCGCUCACAGAGGCCACAAGAACGUCAUCACGGUCAAACAAGCAGUCGAGGAAAGGAUGGCCACCGUCACUCCCUUGCUGAAGGAGAAGAAGCGACAGAUGGAAGAACACCGCGAGUACCUGGAGAAACUCACCGAUCUCGAGGAGCAAGUCAACGAAGUCAAGAGUCAAGACGAGCAAGCUAUCACCGACUUGUACGAAGAAAUGGCGCGGCUGCUUUCAGAAAACAAGGAGGAACGUCUAGCCAUCAUUCGUGAUCGCUACGAGAACAACAUGACAAUCAUAAACGAGCGUAAAAGCGAGGUGCAACAGCAGCUACAAGAAAAUGACAACGUCUACAAGGAUGUGGAACAGGCCAUAGAGAACACUGGGAUCGCGUUUCUCAGUGAUGAGCCAGAAGAGCUUCGGAAGCUUGCACAGAUCUGUGUGGACCCCCUGCUUGUUCCCUUGAAGGUCACGGCCAUCGUGUUCCGUCCAGGCGUGAUGAAUAGAGGACAGCUGACCAUCGGGAGUCUGGGAACGCAAGAGUUUUCCAUAGAUACUCCGUGGAAGACUGGUCCUCAGUUGGAAAGGCGUGCUCGUAUGGAAGAAACAAAGAAGAAGACGAGGAGACCACUAUCCCUCUCAUGGCGACCGAAACACCUGAAACAGUUGCUGAAUGAUUCUUUUUUGUCUUCAAAAUGACUGAGAAUACAUGAUUGAUAUUGACAGAAAUGGUGUUAUAAAAUGCCAAGCAUUGUACCAUGAUGACGAGGUAACUAAUAAUUUUUUCCACAAGUGUGUAGUAGAUAAUUCAGAUGAACUUUAUUAGUAAGGGAACGUUUAAUGUAAUCUGUACAUAUUCA
Branchiostoma floridae (Florida lancelet) is the source of this 1364-nucleotide messenger RNA. RefSeq names its product E3 ubiquitin-protein ligase TRIM17-like. The record is from RefSeq and is a predicted model, not a curated record. Gene Ontology annotation, cellular component: chromatin; nucleoplasm. The transcript has a single exon. NCBI's taxonomy places the organism in Eukaryota, Metazoa, Chordata, Leptocardii, Amphioxiformes, Branchiostomatidae. Gene Ontology annotation, molecular function: ubiquitin-protein transferase activity; zinc ion binding. Gene Ontology annotation, biological process: positive regulation of DNA-templated transcription. Bases 151 to 1203 code for a protein of 350 amino acids.